Molecule: messenger RNA, 846 nt
Organism: Phragmites australis (common reed)
Lineage: Eukaryota; Viridiplantae; Streptophyta; Magnoliopsida; Poales; Poaceae
Product: mini zinc finger protein 4-like
Exons: 1
Coding region: 297-653 (118 amino acids)
Biological process (GO): regulation of developmental process; regulation of DNA-templated transcription
Cellular component (GO): nucleus
Molecular function (GO): DNA-binding transcription factor activity; transcription cis-regulatory region binding
Source: RefSeq, a predicted model, not a curated record
UGAGAGCUUUAUGCACCCAGCAUGCCAAACAACCUAAGCCAUUAGGUGCGUGUAGGUGGGGGUGUGGGCGCGCCAAGCUGGGCUAUAAAUAUGUGUGUGCACUGUGAUCUAGAGCUAUCUAGGGCUCUUCUUCUUGUACUCAUCAAACCAAGAUGCAGAGCUAGCCAUUACUCCUUUUAAUCUUUCGACCAUUCAGAGUCAAGCAAGAAGAGUUCUAGCCGUCUAGGAGGGAAGAGGAGAGGAGAAGAAACGGUAGCUUUUGCUAGAUAGCUGGAGGAGUAGAGUAGUGGAGGUUGAUGAUGAAGAGGCUGGUGAUCCUGAGGCGGUGCCACCCGCCGCCGCCGUCCGUGCUUUUCGGAGGGUGCUGCCGCGGAGUGCGGUACGGGGAGUGCCGGCGCAACCACGCGGCGAGCAUGGGCGGGCACGCGGUGGACGGGUGCCGCGAGUUCCUGGCCGAGGGCGAGGAGGGCACCAGCGGCGCGCUCCGCUGCGCCGCGUGCGGCUGCCACCGCAGCUUCCACCGCCGCGUGGUGCAGCGCUGCUGCUGCUGCUACUGUGACGCCGACGCCGACGCCCGCGCGGCCGCCGCAGCGCCCGGCCGGUGGGACGACUGCUCGCCGGAGUCCACGGCGUCCAGCACCACGGCCAGCUAGAAUCAAAGAUCAGCCUCGAUCCAGCAGCCCUGCCUCAGCUCCCAGGUGUCAUGGCCAUUCACGGAAGUCGAUAUCGGUCUUGCGUGCAAAUGCUUACUUCCUAUCGCCUUCUUCUCUGACUAGCUAGCUCUGCUCUUGUGCUUAGAUUAUCAUCGCCUGUCUCUCGCAAUAUUUGUAACGUACCCAUUCAUCA